UUUCAUCUUAAACGACGAAGCUCCUGAAACCCUAAUUUCAAUUACCAAUUCCGAUCUAAGAAGUCAUGGAUGCCAUUGAUUCCGCAAUCGAUCCUCUCAGAGAUUUCGCUAAGAGCAGUGUUCGUCUCGUCCAGCGCUGUCACAAACCCGAUCGCAAAGAAUUCACAAAAGUUGCUGUGCGUACGGCGAUUGGAUUUGUGGUGAUGGGAUUUGUUGGCUUCUUUGUGAAGCUCGUCUUCAUCCCAAUCAACAACAUCAUCGUUGGAUCUGCUUAGGAUAUACUUUACGAGGUAAUAAUUGCUUUAAAGAGAUCAUUGACUAGACCACAUUCUUGAUUCAUUGCUCAAGGAUUUGUAAUCAUAUUGGUGGAUAGAAGUUGAUGUUAUAGAUUUAGGAUGAAUUUCAGCUAGUUUUUGGCUUAUUCUGAUUGCCUCAAUAGUUUAGUGCUUUGCUCUGUUUCCAUUGUUUCUGCUAUCUGUUUGUCCCAUGAGUUUUGUUUGUUCUGAAUCCUUUUCUCUGGAUCUUAUUCUCUGUGGUAUCAUGGAGUCUCUGUUUCCUCUUGCUUAGUCAUAUUUGGGCAAAACAUUUUGGGUGGUUUCAUGCAAGAAAUCCUGAGAUAAACACUCAUUUGUGAA
This is a messenger RNA of Arabidopsis arenosa, 635 nucleotides long. The record is from the annotation of a GenBank genome assembly. Lineage: Eukaryota; Viridiplantae; Streptophyta; Magnoliopsida; Brassicales; Brassicaceae.